ACUGGGAGGGAGUGGGGGAGCAAGGCCCAGUACCAGGCAGCCACUGCCCCGUGGCUCUGAGGGGGUGGGGAAGGCAAACCCUGGUCACCCCUUGGUCUGUAGCCCUUUUGUGUAUGUGCCUGGCAAGGGCAAUGUGGGACUGUUCCUGCAGGCACAGCUGCAGCAGCGGCCAGGGUGGAGGCAGGGCCUGGACAGCACUGCCCUCCCAGAUCCUUCCUCAGGCUUUUUCAGUGGUAGGGGAUAUGCACCCCAAGCGCCUCUGCUUGGCCUGACCCCUCUGCAGGGUCUCUGUCCCCAAUAACAGCGGAGAUGGCAAGUUUAUCGAGCUCCUCUCUGCCCAGCUGCUUCCUCUCCCUCCUCUUCCUCCUCCUCCACCUGUCUUCCAGCUAUGCAGGACAGUUCAGAGUGAUAGGACCAAAGCACCCCAUCCGGGCUCUGGUCGGGGAUGAAGUGGAAUUGCCAUGUCGCAUAUCUCCUGGGAAGAAUGCUACAGGCAUGGAGGUGGGGUGGUACCGCCCGCCCUUCUCUAGGGUGGUUCAUCUCUACCGAAAUGGCAAGGACCAAGAUGGAGAGCAGGCACCUGAAUAUCGGGGCCGGACAGAGCUGCUAAAAGAGACUAUUAGUGAGGGAAAGGCGACCCUCAAGAUCCGGAACGUAAGGUUCUCAGAUGAAGGAGGUUUCACCUGCUUUUUCCGAGAUCAUUCUUACCAAGAGGAGGCAGCAAUGGAAUUGAAAGUGGAAGAUCCCUUCUACUGGAUCAGCCCCGGGGUGCUGGUUCUCAUCGCGGUGCUGCCUGUGCUCCUCCUGCAGAUUGCUGUGGGCCUCGCCUUCCUCUGCCUGCAGCGCAGACUGAGAGGAAAACUUCGAGCAGAGAUAGAGAACCUCCACCGGAAUUUUGAUCCCCACUUUCUGAGGGUGCCCUGCUGGAAGAUAACCCUGUUUGUAAUUGUGCCGGUUCUUGGACCCCUCGUUGCCUUGAUCAUCUGCUACAACUGGCUGCAUCGAAGACUAGCAGGGCACUUUAUUGAAGAGCUAAGAAACCCCUUCUGAGUGAUGUCGCAUCUUCGCGGGGCUGGAGAGCCUGGUUGUCUCAUCCAUCAAGCUGCACACUCACUGGCCUCUCUGCUAUGGGACAUUCCAAUCUGCACUUCCAGGAACACUUUGAAUUCCAAAUAUAAUUGAUUUUCCAUCUU
Messenger RNA from Galeopterus variegatus (Sunda flying lemur), 1193 nucleotides. It is a transcript of the gene MOG, whose product is annotated as myelin oligodendrocyte glycoprotein. Gene Ontology annotation, biological process: T cell receptor signaling pathway; regulation of cytokine production. The record is from RefSeq and is a predicted model, not a curated record. Lineage: Eukaryota; Metazoa; Chordata; Mammalia; Dermoptera; Cynocephalidae. Gene Ontology annotation, molecular function: signaling receptor binding. The transcript has 8 exons. The coding region runs from base 310 to 1050 and encodes 246 amino acids. Gene Ontology annotation, cellular component: external side of plasma membrane.